AUGCAACGGAUGCUGGCGCUCGGGCAGCGCAGCCGCCGCCACUUGCUGCGGGCGCGCGCCUUCUCGGCGCCGGCCUUUGACGAGAACGUCCUCCUCCCGCUCUUCCCGCAGUCGACCCAAGAUGCGAUCCGACAUGGCCUCAACACGCAGGGCUUUUGCAUCCUGCGCGACUUUGCCUCGAGCGCCAUUAGCCUCGCGAUGCGUGCCGAGGCCGAGAAGCUCUAUGCCGAGGGCCACAUGUUCCAAUCCAACUCGGUCGAUGCCAACGGCAACGCGUACCCCAAGCACAACGUGUUUGCUUCCGAGCUCAACGGACACGAAUGGGACUUGGCGCCAACGAUCCUCCACUACACGCGGAGCGUCAUGCUCCAGGCGCCCGAGAUGCUCAAUACCCUCUUUCCCGGCCUCCAAAUGAGCUCGCGCGCGUAUGCGUCCAAGCUCGCCGUGUCGCUAGGCGAUGGCGCCUCCUAUCCAAAGCACUGCGAUACGGCGGGCCUCCCCGACAAGCGCAAGGUGACCAUGGUCUACUACCUCAACCCGAACUGGGAGCCUGGCCACGGCGGCGAGCUGCGCGUCUUUGCGCCCAAUGGCACCCAUGUGGUGGAGCCACGCUCCGACACGCUCGCCGUCUUUUGGAGCGACCUCGUGGCCCACGACGUGCUGCCGUGCGAGACACCUGUGGAGAACAUUGCGGCGCGGCGGUACGCGCUCACGCUGUGGCUGGUCACGGACAACCCAAAGCACAUCAACGACAAGUCGCACCACCUGUACCCGCUCCGCCAGCACCAUUUUCCCGAUGCUGCAUAA
This is a messenger RNA of Saprolegnia parasitica CBS 223.65, 807 nucleotides long. RefSeq lists its product as hypothetical. NCBI's taxonomy places the organism in Eukaryota, Oomycota, Saprolegniomycetes, Saprolegniales, Saprolegniaceae. Gene Ontology annotation, molecular function: peptidyl-proline dioxygenase activity; ferrous iron binding; L-ascorbic acid binding. The coding region runs from base 1 to 807 and encodes 268 amino acids. Gene Ontology annotation, biological process: cellular response to hypoxia. The transcript is spliced from 2 exons. The record is from RefSeq and is a predicted model, not a curated record.